AAUGCUUCUUCGUUCAAAAAAGCAUGUGGAUUUCCUGGUGUGAUUGGCUGCAUUGAUGGAUCACACAUACCAAUCAAGGCACCAACAAAUCAUCCAGAAUCAUAUAUAAACAGAAAAGGUUUCCAUUCAGUCUUACUCCAAGCUGUAGUGGAUUCUAGGUGCAGGUUCAUAGACUGCUAUGCAGGAGAAGUUGGAAGUGUCCAUGAUGCUCGUGUGUUUCAACGUUCUAAAUUGGGGAGAAGUUUGAGUACGAUGUUUCCACCAAAAUACCAUCUUUUAGGUGACUCUGCAUAUCCCCUACAAGAACAGUUAAUAACGCCAUUUAGAGAUAACGGACAUUUAAGUCCACAGCAGCUAAAUUUUAAUCUCAAACACAGUAGAACAAGGAACACAAUGGAACGUGCCUUUGGUUUAUUGAAAGGACGUUUCAGACGUUUGAGAUACGUGGAUAUGGGCAACCCUUAUCUCAUACCAGUGUUUAUUAUGGCCUGCUGUGUGUUACAUAAUAUUUGUUUAUUUUAUGAUGGAGAUUUACAGGAUGAAACUGUAAUUGAAAAUGACACCCCUAGUGAAUCCAUACCAGAUUCAAGUAGUACAUGUGCUCGAGCACAGAAUAAAAGAAAUAUAUUAAUGCAAAUGUUGUAAAAAUCUGUUUACAACAUACAGUAUUGAUGUUUAU
Messenger RNA from Centruroides sculpturatus (bark scorpion), 679 nucleotides. Its product is annotated as putative nuclease HARBI1. The record is from RefSeq and is a predicted model, not a curated record. The annotation marks the transcript as partial. NCBI's taxonomy places the organism in Eukaryota, Metazoa, Arthropoda, Arachnida, Scorpiones, Buthidae. The transcript has 2 exons.